Brassica rapa (field mustard) is the source of this 3246-nucleotide messenger RNA. Its product is annotated as auxin-induced in root cultures protein 12. The record is from RefSeq and is a predicted model, not a curated record. NCBI's taxonomy places the organism in Eukaryota, Viridiplantae, Streptophyta, Magnoliopsida, Brassicales, Brassicaceae.
UACAAGUAAUAUAAAAUUAUUUGAAUUUGAAGAUAUAUGUGAUACAUGGCAAGAAAUGCAUGCAAGUAAUUAUGAUAAAAUCACAUGUAUUUCGAAAUUGCCUUUACUCGUGAUUUGUAAUAAGUACGGAUGGAUGGAUCGAUAGAGAAAGCUGGAAGAAAUGGAAUAUUUAAUGGAGAGGGUGGAGAAUAUAUAGGUUCGUCCUUAAACCACACUCUUUGGUGCUUCCUCACCGUCUUUCACAGAAAAAGCUAUGUAAAGAAAGAAUUUGAUUCUUCCAACUUUUUAUUCAUAAGGAGUAAUGUUUACAAAAUAUAUACAUAUUUUAUUCUAAAGACAAUGGUGGGUUUACUCUUUACGUGUCCCCACUAGUGGAAUCAUAUAUACAAAAGUAAAUAGUUGAGUACCCUUGAUAUCCGCCUUAUUAUUAGGCAAGAAUUGAGUGAUAUUUGAAUGUGUCAAUCCCACCAUUUUAUUAACUUUCCUAAUAAGAUUGUAAUCAGUAUUUCCUUUUCUUGAUAAACCAAAAAAAAGUCUAGAACUAAAAACCAUUCGGGGCCCGCGACCAAAUCAGAUUAAAUCAAACUCUUGAUUUCUUUGAAUCGCGACCAAAUCAGAUUAAAUCAUUAUUUACAUUUAAUCAAACUCUUGAUUUCUUUGAAUUAAUUAAUAAACUUAAUCACAUUUUUCUGCCACAUCUCAACUAGGAGAUUGUAGAGCAACUACAUUAUGAUUCUGGUUUGGACUUUCCUCCAUGUCUAAACAAAGUAUUUGUUUGUUUGUGUGUGUUGUCCGACCAGUAAAAUCAGCUUGUUUUCUGAAUCAUGGAUGCCUCCGAUCAUGAUUAUAACUAAAAUAGACAUCAACCUGAUGAUUAGAACAUGCACGCUAGUAAAAAGUAUUACUUAACAAGAGAGAUUUGGAGGCAUUAUAUGUUUUUUGAACAAACAUAUGUUUGUUCUAAGUCUUGGAAUUAAUAUAAUAAAAGAGAAAAGAGCCUUCGAACAAAUUAUAUAUGUUUCAUGCUCGUCUUCUAGGCUUCGCAACAACAUCCAAUUAUCUCUUUCUUCUUCUUUGUUGAUACAUUGUGAGCAAUCUCUGCAAAAUAAGUCUUACCGAGUUACCGGUCCUGGUUUACUCAAGACUAGAAGUUACUUGAGAAAAAGGCUGAUAAUGGCAAACUUGAUGCUAGUUGUGGAUUUUAAACAACAGUCGAACAGUGUUUAUACCACUAAACCUAAAGGAGCCUUUGAAAAAAAUGGCCAAAAAUGGUUUAUAAUGAUGAAAGUUGGAAGCCCAUGUUUCUAUUGCUUCCCCAUAAGGGUGGGCCUGCAGUUCCAACAUCAUUGUGAUGCAAGCAAGAACUUUCUUCUAAUAACAAAAGCAAGAGUCAUCAUUUAAAGGAGAAAAGAAUGUGAAUGGUUAAAACCCAUAUUAAGGACUAAAAAACGUGUGCAACUAUUUUGUAACCCAUUUUUCAACCAAUUUUCUUCUCAUUUCUUAGAAUGCUUCCUUUAUCUUACGUCUUUACUUUUGUUCUCGUCGCAUCUGCAUGAGAUUUGUGAAUAAUUAGGUAUUUGACUGAGAUAUGACAAAAUCAUAUUGGUAUAAUUUAUUUUCGCAAUGCAGAAUUUAAUAAAACUGGGAAACUGAACACAUAAAUUUGUUACUUGUUAUACAGCAGUGUAUCACCCUAUAUUCUUGCUCAAAACUAGAAGAAUACACACAGUUUUUGGAUCAUAUGAUUCAGAGAAGAUUGUUUUUUACUAUAUGUUGAAGUAGACGUUGUAGACCGCGAUACUCAAUUCAAUACAUCUUUACCUUUGAAUGAAUUACAUGAUUCAAUAAGAUGAAAAUUUACGUAGUAUUAUAUUAAAGCUACAUGGUGUAAUUUUUUUUGUAAUCAAAUAAUAUACUAUAAAUAGGAGGAAGAUACUAUAUUUUCCCAUUGACCACGUGAACUAUUGUAGAAAUAUAUAUGGGUUGUAUUAUAGACGUCAUGUGUGCAACAAUGCUUAUGUAAGCACUAAGCAAACUUUCUUUUUAUGAAAACUACGAAGAAAUUUUUAAGAUAUUAUUUUUGAAAAAAUGUUAAUUCAUAAAUGGUUUCAAAAAUGAAUUUUGACUGUAUAAUAAAAUUAUAAUGACAAUAUUAACACUAAAUUAUGUGGGAGGCCACUUGUAGUCAGUCAACUUCCAAAAGAACACGCACUCUCUCCGCAUGCUCUGCCCAAAUUCUUCCUUCCCCAAAUUCACAUCGUGAACGUGACUUUCUUAUCUACUGGUCAACUCAAAACAACUUGACACGUGGCAUCAUCCUAACGGCCUUGUCACUUUAUUACCGUCUUUAGUCUGUACUCUCACUGUCCUUAUAAAACAAACGUGUUACAUGUCAAAGUAUCUCAUCAACCAUGGCUUCUCGUUCUUCUCUUCUUCUCAUCUUAACCGUUGCUUCCGUCGUCUCUAUCAUCUCACCGGCGACUUCACAAACAUGCUCAACACAGAACGUGCUCUCCGCCGAGAAAACUCCGUUCCAGACAUGCCUAGACCUCCCCGAACUCGAAUCAUACCUCCACUACACUUACAUCGCCACCAACUCGUCUCUCUCCGUCGCCUUCGUCGCCGCACCAUCUCGCUCCGACGGGUGGAUCGCUUGGGCUAUCAACCCCACGGCGACCACGAUGAGCGGCUCUCAGGCGUUCCUCGCCUACGGAUCCGGAGCCGGCGCGCCUCCCGUCGUGAAGACGUACAACAUCACUGGCCACAAUCUCACCGAAGGGAAACUUGCCUUCGACUUUUGGAACCUACGCGCCGAAGCUUUGAACGGCGGUAGGAUCGCGAUAUUCGCGACGGUGAAGGUUCCGGCGGGAGCUGGGAGCGUGAAUCAGGUGUGGCAGAUCGGUGGGAAUGUGACUAACGGUCGUGUUGGAGUGCACCCGUUCAGUCCGCCGAAUUUGAACUCUAGAGCCGUGCUGAAUUUAACCGGCACGACUAGUACUGGUGGUGGUGGCUCAAAAACUCCGGGGAACGCGGGGUGGAUGGUGGCAAACGUAAAUUUAGGGGUCAAUUUGGGAAUUUUGGUUUUGUUGGGAACUAUAAUUAUUUUCUGAAAAUCUUCUUUUUUUUUCUAGUAAUAAUGCAAGCCACCAUAUAAUGUACUGUUUACCUUUUUAGACGUAGAGGCAUUUACUUCUUUUUCACCUAUCGCAUUGUUCUUAGUUAUUUAUUAGACGAUGUUAUGGACCA